This is a messenger RNA of Mesorhabditis spiculigera, 1650 nucleotides long. The record is from the annotation of a GenBank genome assembly. Lineage: Eukaryota; Metazoa; Nematoda; Chromadorea; Rhabditida; Rhabditidae.
AUGGCUCAAACCUACUACGUUUGCUCCGAAAUUGGCGAUGAUGCCAAGGACGGCACAAGUGAAGCCACGCCGGUCGCCAACCUUUUCCAGGCAAUGAUCUUGGCGGGUUCGGCAGACGGUGACUUCCGGGUUCGCGUCAAGCAGGAAAACGGUGCCAUUGAAUGGGUUCCGCCGGCGCAAAGCGCUAAAAAGAAAAACGUCAAAAAGUUUGAGGCUGAAAAGAAGAAGCUGGAGAAAGAGGCUGAACGCCAUGCCAAGGAGGCGGAGGCACACGAUAAGGCCAUCGAAGAGGCGAAGAAGAUUACGUUCAGCGAGGAUCCCAGUCUUCCAAAAGCCAAGAUCAUUCGCAUUCGUGAUUCUGUCACCAACCGUGAUACGCGUGUCUCCAUCAAGGGAUGGGUCCACCGUUUGAGACGGCAAGGGAAGGCGAUGGCCUUCGUUGUUCUGCGCGACGGAUCUGGAUUUAUUCAAUGCGUCUUGACCGAUAAGCUUUGCCAAAGCUACGAUGCCGUUACAUUGACCACCGAAUCGUCGAUUCAGGUUUUCGGCACGAUCAACAAGCUUCCGGAGGGCAAGACGGCACCCGAUGGCCACGAACUGGUUGUCGAUUAUUGGACGCUGAUUUCCGCCGCUCCUCCAGGUGGCAUCGACAACGUGCUCAAUGAGCAGGCUGGAUUUUGCAAAUUAUGCCUUUUCAGGCACCUCGUGCUUCGCGGAGAGAAGACGUCGCGAGUUUUGCGCAUCGGAGCAGCUGUUACGAGGGCUAUGCGCGAGCACUUUUAUCAUCACGGCUACACCGAGGUGUCCCCUCCAACUUUGGUCCAGACCCAGGUGGAAGGUGGAUCGACGCUUUUUGCUCUCAACUAUUUCGGCGACGACUCCUACCUGACCCAGUCUUCGCAACUUUACCUCGAGACUUGCAACGCAGCCCUCGGUGACGUCUACUGCAUCGCUCGCUCUUACAGAGCGGAAAAGUCGAGGACGCGUCGCCAUCUUAGCGAAUAUAACCAUGUUGAAGCUGAGGUUGCAUUUGUGACUUUUGAAGAGCUGAUGGACAAGGUGGAGGCACUUGUCUGUGACACUGUUGACAGGCUCUGGAACGAUGAGACGACCAAGGCGUUGAUCCAGCACGUUCACCCGGAAUUCGUGCCGCCCCAGCGCCCCUUCAAGCGCAUGGCCUAUGGCGACGCGAUCAAGUGGCUGAACGAGCACGGUGUGAAAAACGAAGAAACGGGCGAGGAUUUCAAAUUUGGCGAAGACAUCCCCGAGGCGCCUGAACGUCAUAUGACAGACACAAUUGGAGUGCCGAUUAUGCUGAACAAAUUCCCGGCCGGUAUCAAGUCGUUCUACAUGGCGCGCUGUGCCGAAGACAACGAGCUGACCGAGUCGGUGGAUCUUUUGAUGCCGGGAGUCGGCGAGAUUGUCGGAGGAUCUAUGAGGAUCUGGAAGGCCGACGAGAUUCAGACCGCUCUUACAAAAGCCGGAAUCGACGGAAAGCCCUAUUAUUGGUACGUUGACCAACGCAAAUACGGUGGUGUACCGCACGGAGGAUACGGUCUCGGGUUGGAACGCUUCAUCUGCUGGCUGACCAACACUCAUCACAUCAGAGACGUUUGCCUGUACCCUCGGUUCAUUGGCCGUUGCCAACCC